Messenger RNA from Photinus pyralis (common eastern firefly), 3158 nucleotides. RefSeq lists its product as uncharacterized. The record is from RefSeq and is a predicted model, not a curated record. Gene Ontology annotation, molecular function: nucleic acid binding; aspartic-type endopeptidase activity. Bases 177 to 3068 code for a protein of 963 amino acids. Gene Ontology annotation, biological process: proteolysis; DNA integration. The transcript is spliced from 2 exons. NCBI's taxonomy places the organism in Eukaryota, Metazoa, Arthropoda, Insecta, Coleoptera, Lampyridae.
UAUAUCAGACGUGCUCAAGGAUAAGUUUGUAGCAGGUUUAAGACCAGGUCCGGUACUGGACAAAACUGUAGAAUCCGAAGUCACCAUAGAAUUAAAGGCGAUCGUCGACAUAGCUGUUGCGAAGGAGAUUUUUUGUAAUCAAAACACGGCAAGCUAAUUUAGUAGGCAGAGAUUUUAUGCAAUUAUUUAAUAUUAACUUUUCAGGGUUAAAUGUAAUUGACAUCCAUGAUCAUGCCUCUGUGAUGAUAACACGUGAAUUUCCCGAAGUUGUGAAUGGAGGGUUAGGCACAUUUAAAUAUGCCAAGAUUACGUUAAAGUUGAAAGUUAACGCCAUUCCAAGCCACAGUAGACCACUACCAGUUCCAUUGGUAUUGAAACCUAAGAUUGAAAAAGAAUUGGAUCGUUUAAUUGCUAAUGGUAUUAUUACGCCAGUCAUUUCAUCUGAUUGGUCAUCGCAGAUUAUUCCUGUCAUGAGAAGUAACGGUACGGUAAGAAUAUGUGGUAAUUAUAUUAAGUUGAAUAAGGAGUUAGAGGACGUGUUUUAUCCACUGCCACGCAUUGAUGACAUUUAUGCGAGUUUAAGUGGGAAUUCAAAGUUUUCUAAAAUAGACUUGUCUGAUGCUUAUUUACAGUUUGAGCUUUCGGAUGAUUCAAAAGGUCUCGUCACAAUUUCAACACAUAAGGGUCUCUUUAGGGUAAAUAGAAUGCCAUUUGGAGUGAAAUGUAGCGGAUUUUAUUUCCAAAAGCACAUUGAGCAAUUGUUCCAAGGCAUACCCAAUGUCUUCAUCUUUCAAGAUGAUAUAUUGGUAGGUCAUAGGGAAGAAGAAAACGAAUUGGAAAUAUUACGAGAAGUUUUUGAUAAAUUGGCAAAAGCAGGGUUAAAAGUCAAUGUCGAUAAAUGUAAAUUUCUUCAGGGAGAAAUCAAGUACCUGGGGUUUGUGUUAACAAAACAGGGACUGGCUAAGGAUAAAGAAAAGCUACAAGCCAUAAAUGUAAUUCCUUAUCCAACCAAUAUGAAAGAGUUACGUUCCUUUAUCGGGAUGGUAAAUUAUUAUUCGAGGUUUGUUCCCAAAAUGUCUGAAUUAUUAGAACCCUUAUAUAUAUUGUUAAGGCAGGGUCAAGAAUUUAAGUUUGACGAGGGGUGUAAGAAUGCUUUUGAUAGGUUAAAGUCAAUUAUUAUGACAGAUCAAGUAUUGACAUAUUUUGACCCAGGGUUACCAAUUUAUAUUACAACCGAUGCAAGCAAAACUGGUAUGUCAGGGGUACUCUCUCACAUAAUGCCAGAUGGGGUUGAAAGAAUCGUAGCCUGUGUGUCACGAACGUUUACCAAGGCAGAACUUAAUUAUUCUACAGUUCAUCGUGAAGCGUUAGCGUGUAUAUUUGCAAUAAAAAAAUUCCAUGACUAUAUUUUUGGUCAAAACUUUACAAUCAGGACAGACCAAAAAGCACUUAUAGCAAUAUUAGGUAAUAAUAAAGAAACAAACCAGACUUACGCGAAUAGGUUAAAAAGAUAUGCACUUUAUCUUUCAAAUUUUAGUUAUAAAAUUGAACACAUAAAAGGGCAGAAGAAUGUGAUAGCAGACUGUUUCUCUAGAUUAACAAUAGGUAAUCAAGCAGAUAAUAAUGUAGAUACAUAUGAUGAAAAUGGACUUUAUUUUACCGACACUUCAAUUAUUGACAUUAGUCAAAUUCAAAGCGAAACUGAAAAAGAUGAAAAUCUUAAGUUAGUGAUGGAGUAUUUAAAAAGUUCAUGGCCAAAUGAAAUUAGUUCAGAAUUAAAACCAUUUCAUAACAGGCGAUUAGAGUUACAGACCAUAGCAAAUUGUUUAUUUUGGGGGCACAAAAUUGUUGUACCGCUCAAAUUACAAAAACAAGUAAUGUUAGAUCUGCAUGCGUCACAUCAGGGCAUUGUGCGUUCAAAAGCUUUAGCUAGAUCAUAUUUUUGGUUCGUUGGCAUGGAUAAAGCGAUUGAGCAAAUGUGUAAGUCAUGUGUGGCAUGCACCAAAAUAAAACCAUGUCCAGACAAAAUAUAUGUACCAUGGCCAAAAUCACAUACACCAUUUGAAACUGUUCAUAUAGAUUAUUGUGAUCUUGGGAAAACUCACUUGUUAGUGAUUGUGGAUUCAUAUACCAAAUGGUUGGAAAUAUAUGAAACUCCAGUCAUAACAAGUAAAGUUACAAUAGAAAAAUUACGCGAUUGUUUUGCACGAUUUGGACUACCGUACACGGUGGUAUCAGAUAAUGCUACAGUCUUUACAUCACAAGUGAUGCAACAAUUUUUUACGAAUAAUAAAAUCAAGCAUAUGACCAUUGCACCUUACUCUCCACAAAGUAACGGGCAAGCUGAGAAUUCAGUAAAAACUGUUAAAACUAGUUUAAAGGCCGCUUUAGCGGAUUGUUCGAACACUGGAGUAGAGUUGUCAGUUUUAAUUGCGAGGUUUCUUAUCACAUACAGAGACACUCCACAUUGUGUAACAAAAAAAUCACCCGCAGAAUUGUUAUUUGGGAAACGAAUUAGAACGAAAUUUGACCUUUUGAUUCGACCGAAAUAUCAAACAAAUGAUGCAAACCAAAAUAACGAAAAGAUGACAAGAAAUGUACGUUCAUUUCAUAGGGGGGAUGUAGUACUAGUCAGAGACUACCAUGACAUCAAUAAAGUACAGUGGAUGGAAGCACAAAUAGAGGACAAAAUCGGGUCAACUAUGUAUGAGUGUAAAACGAUAACAGGAGUAAUGUGUAGACGACACGUAAAUCAGAUUAAGUUAUUACGUAAAGCCAAUAAGGAAGGGAAUGUGGCUAUGCAUGACGUUGAUGAUAAAACAAUUGAAAAUCAUUCAGAAAAUGACAAAGUAGAAAUCCAUUCUUCACAUUUUGAUGACAUUACAGGUCAAGGUUAUCGGCAUAGGUAUGAUCAGGAGAUGACACAGGAAUCCAGAAACAUAGUAGAUACACCCAUUGUAGGUCAAGAUAACACCGCCUCAGAGACUAGACCUAGAAGGGGAAUACGUUUACCAAGUAAAUACAAUAAUUAUGUAAUGGGUUACAUUAGAUUAAGGGGGGAGAUGUGAGAUGUAUGACAAAUGCCAUAUACAGUAUGGGAAAUGGACUGUAGAAAAGUAAGGAAAUAAAAUGACAUUCGGUACUCGAGCGAGCAUGAA